This is a messenger RNA of Trematomus bernacchii (emerald rockcod), 3005 nucleotides long. RefSeq names its product zinc finger DHHC-type palmitoyltransferase 8a (gene zdhhc8a). Gene Ontology annotation, molecular function: palmitoyltransferase activity. The record is from RefSeq and is a predicted model, not a curated record. The transcript has 10 exons. Bases 90 to 2531 code for a protein of 813 amino acids. Gene Ontology annotation, biological process: protein palmitoylation. NCBI's taxonomy places the organism in Eukaryota, Metazoa, Chordata, Actinopteri, Perciformes, Nototheniidae.
CCGGUAGUAUGAGGCUCUGAUGAGACCGGAGAGGACAGGAUGCCCGCCAGCGGCGCAGACUCCCUGAAGCCCAGCGCCUUCAUCCCGGUAUGCACGGCCGCCGUCCUCCUGGUCGGCUCCACCUCCCUGUUCUUCGUCUUCACGUAAGUGCGACCCUACAAAUGAAAAGUUGGAGACAUGCAUUGUUGGUUUGCGCAACAGAAAAAAAUCAUCCAUCCAUCCUGACACCCAUCGCUGUUCAUCCACCAUGCAUCAGAUGCCCGUGGCUGGCUGUGAACAUCUGCCCUGCUGUGCCACCAUGUUGUGCCAUCCUCUUCCUUUUUGUGCUGGCCAACUUCACCAUGGCAACCUUUAUGGAUGCUGGUGUGCUUCCAAUAGCAAACGAGGACGAGGACAAGGAUGAUGAGUUCCGCGCCCCGCUGUACAAAAACGUGGAUGUGAAGGGCGUCCAGGUGCGGAUGAAAUGGUGCGCAUCGUGUCACUUCUACAGACCCCCACGCUGCUCCCACUGCAGCGUCUGUGAUCACUGUGUGGAGGACUUUGACCACCACUGUCCCUGGGUGAAUAACUGCAUCGGGAGGAGAAACUACCGCCACUUCUUCCUGUUUCUAUUUUCACUGACAGCUCACAUGAUCUGUGUCUUCACCUUCGGCCUCAUAUACGUCCUGCACCACCGGGACGAGUUGUGGAAGCUGCACUGCACUGUCACUUUGGUGGUGAUCAGUAUAUCAGGGCUGUUUAUUCUCCCGGUCCUGGGACUCGCUGGAUUCCACCUGUACCUGGUGUCCAGAGGACGAACCACCAAUGAACAGGUCACUGGGAAGUUUCAAGGAGGAGUAAAUCCUUUCACACGAGGUUGUUGUAACAAUCUGGAGUAUCUGGUGUGCAGCCCCAUCGCUCCAAACUACACAGCGAGGCCCUGUAAGAAAGCAGUGAUCCACGUCCAGGCUCCGUUUCUGAGACCAGAGAUUGACAGGCAGAGGCCGGUGAAGGUCAGGGACAACGGGAUACAGAGUCAGGAUCUCCAAAAUAAACGAACGUCAGCUGGAGCUGUGGAGCCUGUGAAGACCCCUCCACCGCUGCCCCCCAAACCAGACCACGGCCUGCUGAAAAGCCAAUUCACUGUUAUGGAUGAAAUGGGACAUCAUACCAAAUCUAUCAUUCCUGUAUCAAUUCCCACUGUGCCGCAGCUACGGCCUGUCCUGGAAGCUAUAUCCAGAGGAUCGUCACCCAUUCCUCCGGAGCAGUUGCUGAAGACAUCAGAUCAGCAAGGGAACACCAACAGGCAUGACUCCCGCUCUGAGCCUAAAGAAAGCCCUGCGAGAGGAAGUCAGCAGGCCGGACUUCCUGUCCAGACCAACAGCAGCUCCAGCCCGCUGCAGCUCAACUCUCUGACGCUCAACUCCCGCUCCCUCACCCUCAGACACAACAGUCGCCACGGCAGCAAAUCUCACCUACCUGCCAUGCACGGUGAAGGUUUGGGAUCCAAUCCCCCACCGGGAAUCAUCCACUCUUCCAGCCUGCUGGCCAACCACAGCAGCAGCCUCUCCUACGAUAACAUCAUCAACCCUGCAGACCCUCAGUUCCUGGCUCAGAGAGGGGCUCCUCCGGUGGGCUACCACCCUCACUAUAUGACUCUGGGCUCAGACGGGACUGUGGUGCAGCGGGCCUCUCCUCACGGCUACAGCCCCGUGUUCAUGGGCGUCGCCAGGCAGUCCCCUCAGCCUCGAGACUCGUCCCCCUCACUGCAGGGUCUCUCCUCAAGAGAUCCCUCGCCGUCCUUCCAAGGUUUCAUCCAAAGAGACCCUUCUCCCAAUUUUCAAGGAAUGAUGCCGAGGGACCUGGCCUCCCAGAGCUUAACAUCGCGAGACGUCGCCCCUCCAGGUCUGGCGAUGCGAGAUCUGACCUCUCAGAGUCUCCGAGACAGCCUCCGCGAUCUGGGUCCGCAGGGUUUGGCGCCUCAGAAGUCUUCCACUGCACGCUACGACAGCUUUUCCAAAACCAUCAUGGCAUCCAUCCAGGAGAGACGAGAGAUGGAUGAGAGGGACAGGAUCCUGCGUCUCCAAGCCAGGACCCAGGCCCUGUACGGCCCAGAUGUGGGGAUCUAUGACAUCCCCAGCAGGAGGAGUUUACCGCCGGAGAACAUCCGACCCCCGGGCUCCCGUGGCCCCACUCCUCCGGCCUACGGCUCCAGGGAGUUCCUGAUGAGUACAGGCAUCCUGGGGUACGGCAUGAGGACCUCGCCUCUCUCCAGCUCCUCCACGUCGUCUCUGACUCGAGGCCCGAAAACGUCCAGCUCCCCCCUGCAGAGCAGCAGCAGCAGCAGCCUGCAGAGCAAGGGCCGCUCUUCCUCUCCGGCGUACGGCCCCCCGGACAGACAGACUCAACCCCUCCCCUCUUCUACAUCCACUCUGCCCCGUUUACCCUCCUCCUCCACCCCCUCGUACGCCUCCUACGCCACCACUAAACGAUCCUCGCUCCCAUUCUCCUCCGAGGGGAAGGACUCAGUCACUCUGGGAGCCCUGAAAUAAAUACUCCCAAGUUUCUGAUGGUGUGAAUGAAUCAUCUAUGCAGUGUUAGUCUCAGUCUUCACAGCUCCGAAAUACUUUGUAAAUAAGAGGCCAUACGGGACUUUCAUCUGUGGGAGGGUGUGCGAGAACACACAGUGGAGGACACAUUUAGGAUUAUUCAGUCAUGCAAGUUCCAAAUCUGCAAAACGGUGAAUCUCAGGAUAGUUGUGCGUCCUCUUACAAACAGAGUGAGCUCUACAAAAACUCAGUCAAACCAGAAGAGCUAUGUGAAGAAUACAGGUUAACUUAUUAUCUGUUUGUAUGUGUUUUGAUAUUGCUUUUGUGAAACAAUGUAAUACCAUAUCAUCCAAUAUGUCUCCCGCUGAAAAACACCCAUUUUAAUAGAAUUUUGUAGUUGUUUAUAUGAAUAAACUUAUUUUGUAAUUUUAAUUUCUGUUUGAACGCUAUUUUCUUAUCUGAAUGGCUGCCAGUGAA